Didymosphaeria variabile is the source of this 2013-nucleotide messenger RNA. It is a transcript of the gene GRC3, whose product is annotated as Polynucleotide 5'-hydroxyl-kinase grc3. Gene Ontology annotation, biological process: cleavage in ITS2 between 5.8S rRNA and LSU-rRNA of tricistronic rRNA transcript (SSU-rRNA, 5.8S rRNA, LSU-rRNA). Gene Ontology annotation, cellular component: nucleus. The coding region runs from base 1 to 2013 and encodes 670 amino acids. The record is from RefSeq and is a predicted model, not a curated record. The transcript has 3 exons. Gene Ontology annotation, molecular function: polynucleotide 5'-hydroxyl-kinase activity. Lineage: Eukaryota; Fungi; Ascomycota; Dothideomycetes; Pleosporales; Didymosphaeriaceae.
AUGACGGGAAAGAGAAAGAGAAACGAGAUGCCUGAGGGAAAGCUACAAGCCAAAGCACCUCUAACUGGCGCACCAAAGCCAAUGAGCGCCAUUGCAGCCGCAAGAUUAAAAGCCGAGAAAGCAGCGGCUCCAAUUUCUGCUACGGAUGGCCUACAAGAGCCACCACCCAGUCCACUUGCUGGGUCCACAGCAUCCGAAGCUGCAGAAUCAGAUUCAGAAGACAACUGUCUUAUUCCGCAAAACUUCAAGCUUAGCACGUGGCGCAAGACUAAGACCAACGUUCUCUCUGAUAGUCCCCGGGAACUAACUAUUGUACUGGACAAACAUUCUACCGCUUCUUUCGUUGGUCACUUCGACGUCAAGGUUCUAAAAGGGGCGGUAAACAUCAUUGGCGCUAAUCUGGGUGCCAAGUCGAUAGGAAGCCAAGAGAGGGAAAGAGAGUACCGUAUUUUCGCGUGUUCUACAAACCCAAUCAUGAAGAUCAGGGGUUUAGAUCGCACAAACCAUGUGCAGCUUCGGAGUUGUCUGGAGCCAACGCCAUUUGCAGAUAUCAAUCCGCUCUUCGCCAAUAUCUGGGGCGGGAAUGCAGAGAAUGAUAAUGGUAGAUCUUUCACUGGAGUUACAGAAUCCGAUGAUGAUCCCCUCAAACGGCCUCUUGUUCCAGAACUCGCACCAGAAGACUGGCUUCGCACAAUAGACGACAUCUCCACCGCCGCAUCUGCCACCUUCAUUGUCGGUAGCUCAACGUCUGGCAAGUCGACAUUCGCCAAAAGGUUGCUGAACCGCUAUGUCACCGGCUUUGGCAAGACAGCCAGGCCCAUCCCCGCCGUCUGCUACCUGGAUCUUGACCCCAGCUCCCCUGAGUAUACGCCCCAUGGCCAGAUCUCUUUGACCAUCGUAAGAGAGCUUAAUUUGGGGCCUGCUUUUACCCAUCCCGCUGCUAUCAUUAAUCGUUCGAACGGCAACGAGACGAUAGCAGCGCACGCAAUUCCUCAUCAAGACCUCACCAAUCAUGAAGCCUACUUCACCACCUGCGCCGAACACCUCUUCCAGACGUACCAGAACCUACGCUUUGAUGGUCCAAAACUCCCUUUGAUCAUAAAUACGCCUGGAUCACUCUACAGAUCACACUUUCCCCUCAUCCAAAGACUCCUCACGAGUACGAAACCAGACCAUAUGGUACAUUUCGGUGACAAUAAAUCCAUUGACGAAGACACCGCCGCAAAGCUACACUCCUUGCAACUUCACUCACGGAAAAUCCACUCCAAGCUGCACGAGCUAGCCGCACAGUUUCCUCCGAUUCCUCCCGUGCGAAGCGCCACGGAGUUCAGGGCAAUGCAAAUGGCAACCUAUUUUCACCUCACGAGCUUCUCGACAACCUACAAUCACCCGAUAUAUGCCUCCACCCCUCUCUCAACCCUUGCCCCAUGGACAUUCAGCUACAGAGACACCCCCUCACGCGUACAGGACUUCCUAGCCGUCCUACCCCUAUUCGACCGAGAAAUACCUCCCUCUACACUCCUCAAUGCUUUAAACGGGUCCAUCAUACAUAUCGUAACCACCACUUCUCCUCCCACCUACUCUACCCCUCUUCGAACCUCAAAAUCACAAAUCCCGUAUUUCGCGCUGCAUAGAGAGACACACCUUCCACCCACCAUGUCCCCAACGACAACCAGAUCAGUCUGCACAGCGUUAGUUCGUGGGAUAGACCCCACGACGCACACAUUCCACCUGCUUAUCCCUCCCCCUUUCGAAUCACUCCUGGGCGCACUCGAACCGGAGAAGACGAUGCUGAUAGCAGGAUGCGCAGAUACGCCUGAGUGGAGCUACACAGAAGAUGCGUAUGCACAAGUUUCGCGGCGACGAAGGGACCUAGGGGAUAGAGCGAGGUUUGCUAGUGACGAGCGGCUGCUGGAGGGCGUGGAGAAGGGACCGUGGGUCAUGGAAGGGAAGGUGCUGGAGGGGAUGGGGUAUGCGGGUGCGGUGCGGCGGGUUCGUCGGUUUCUUGGGUAG